Molecule: messenger RNA, 1636 nt
Organism: Phaedon cochleariae (mustard beetle)
Lineage: Eukaryota; Metazoa; Arthropoda; Insecta; Coleoptera; Chrysomelidae
Source: the annotation of a GenBank genome assembly
GUAAAUCAAUAGACAGGACACACUGUAAGAAAGCUUCACGAAGAGUGCGCGGUUCUUGUACUUAGUUCCAUCAGUUGAUUUUUUUCAAUCAGAAAAUAUGUCGUCUCCUUUUGCUCUGAACACGGGCCAUCUGGAUGCCGAAACUGUGGCUCAGGCUGAAAAGGAACUCCGCGAAACUCUCGAACUCAGAGCGCAAGCAUUCACGGAGUUGAGGGCACUCCUCAAAGACGACAGUACAAUUUUUUUCGCUGACGACGACGAAACUCUAACGAUUUUUUUGAGGCCCUGCAAAUGGUACGCCCAGAGUGCAUAUGAACUGAUGAAGCGUAUAUCGCUGUUCAAAGACAAACACAAGGCCAUCAUAGAUAAUCUAUUGCCAGAGGAUGAGAAAGUUGCCUUUACUGAGCACAAAGUUGUGAAUGUUCUAACCAACAGGGAUCACAAAGGAAGAAGAAUCCUGAUUGUUAAUGCUGGAGCCACCUGGGACCCCUCGAAAGUGACCUCCGACCAAAUCUUCCGCAUGUUCUACCUCAUCCACGAGGCUGCAGUGCUCGAGCAGGAGACCCAAGUGAAGGGCGUGGUGGUCAUCAUGGACUACGACGACAUGGGCAUGAAACAGGUGAAGGGCUUGGGCCCGGCCUUCAGCAUGCUACUGCUGUCUUUCAUCCAGGAGGCCAUGCCGUUAAGGCUGAAGGAGGUACACAUGGUGAAGCAGCCCUUCAUCUUCAACAUGGUGUGGCAGCUGUUCAAGCCCUUCGUCAAGCAGAAGCUCAAAGGCAGAAUUUUUUUCCACGGUAGUAAAAUGUCCUCCCUUCACAAACAUCUGGAUCCCUCCCAUUUGCCAAAGGACUAUGGUGGCGUAUUGCCCGCUAUCGACUAUUCCGGAAAAGAUUGGUAUCCUGUCGUUAAUGACGUCAUAGAUCAUAUCAAACGAAUGAACUCUUAUGGACUGACGAAGAAGUGAAAACAUAGAUAUUUCGAAUUGGACUUUUUUGUGUAUAUUUAAUGUAUAGUGAGAGAGCACGUACUGGAACGAGGAUGAGAAUAUUGUACGUUUGAAUUUGUCCAUACGAAUCAUUCCAUUAGGGUACUAUACUUUUUCAAGUAAUAUGAACUUCGAAUGAUUUCAUUAUUUUGUUAGACAUUUAUAUGUAUAGUAUUGUUGAAUAGUUGUACUUUAUAUACUGUUAUUGAAUAUUUUUAAUCCAUUUUUAAUAAAGACCAACUUUGUGCAGAUGUACAGUUUAUUUUGGUAUUUUUUAUUUAUCAAUCAACCAAGCAAUCAACUUUAUUAUUCCCAAGAAACAACAUUUGUUUAUAGCAGGGAACAUGAUGAAUAUAUAAAUAUAUAUGACGAAAUGAAGAGGACAUUAAAAUAAGAUUCACACUCAAGAAGAAAUAAUAUUUUUUUCUAGUUCAACUGAAAAUGAUACUUAAUUGACUCAGGUGUUAGGUACCCAAUUGAUAACUAUAAUAGUUGUACGAGAAAACUAUAAAAAUGAGAUAAGAUGUCAAUAUCAGAGAUGUAUAUAGAUGUUUCUUUAAUUCCUUCUUAAACUUUUCAAUCCUAUUAAUCAGUUUCAAGUUAUUUGGCAGUGAAUUGUAUUGUAUCAUUCCAUUGUGAUAAAUAUAUUUU